Messenger RNA from Theileria annulata, 444 nucleotides. RefSeq lists its product as uncharacterized. Bases 1 to 444 code for a protein of 147 amino acids. NCBI's taxonomy places the organism in Eukaryota, Apicomplexa, Aconoidasida, Piroplasmida, Theileriidae. The transcript has a single exon. The record is from RefSeq and is a predicted model, not a curated record.
AUGCACCUAAAGGAGUCAAGGUACCUAUUGGUACUAGGUUCGAAUCCCGUUACGGUGCUUGCUCAAACGGCCACUAAUAGUACUACUAACAGUACAGUUGUACCUAGUACUAAGGAUAUUGGUAGUACUAGGGAUAUUGGUACCACUGGACCAAGCACCUUAACGGAGGAAAAUUCUACUACCAAAAUUGCUGCUUCUGGAAAGGGAGCUAAUCUACCUAUUACUAGUGUAAGUACUAGUCCAAGCACCGUUACGGAGGAAAAUUCUACUAUCCAAAUUGCUGCACCUAAAGUACUUACUAGACCCAUAGGUACUAGGUUCGAAUCCCAGUCCUUCACUACUACUAGUAAUACUAGUAAUAUUACUGAGGUUAAUACUACUGUACUAGACACCCUUACGGAGACCGUUACCGAAGAAAAAUUCCACCCAUUUUGCUGCACCUAA